Messenger RNA from Trichobilharzia szidati, 1297 nucleotides. The record is from the annotation of a GenBank genome assembly. NCBI's taxonomy places the organism in Eukaryota, Metazoa, Platyhelminthes, Trematoda, Strigeidida, Schistosomatidae.
CCCACGUAAACAACCUACGGCGCGCGCUGCAUUUGAAACUGAGCUUAACACGUUUCACAUUUUUAAUAGACUUGUGAGUUUGGGUUUUAACUAAUCAUUAAAAAUGGCGACUAUGGCUGAAUUUAUACAACAGUCUGAGAUAAAUGAUGGAAUACGUUUCUCUUGGAAUGCAUGGCCUAUUUCUCGACUAGAAUCUGCCCAGUCUGUAGUACCUAUCGGAUGUUUAUACACAUUACUCAAAGAACGUUAUGAUUUUCCACCGAUUAAUUAUGAACCAGUAUUCUGUACUCGAUGUCGUGGGAUUCUUAAUCCAUAUUGUCCGUUUGAUAUCAGGAGUCGGACAUGGACGUGUUGCCUAUGCACAAUGCGUAAUAACUUCCCACCUCAAUAUGCUGGAAUGACUGAACAGAAGUUACCUGCGGAAUUGAUGGCUCAGUUUACCACACUAGAAUAUACCAUCCCGAAAGUUCAACCAGUCCCGCCAAUAUUUGUUUUUGUCGUGGACACGUGUAUUGAAGAACCUGAAUUCACUCAAUUGAAGGAAUCUAUCCAGCUGUCAUUGAGUUUUCUACCGCCUCAAGCAUUAGUCGGUUUGAUCACUUUUGGGAAAAUGGUACAUGUUCAUGAAUUAGAAGCAGGACCAAUUGCUAAAUCAUGGGUAUUUAAAGGUACAAAAGAUUACACAGGAAAUCAAAUUCAAGUAAUGCUUGGCGUUGGUCGUAGUUCUUUUGGUAAUGUUGGUCAACCGGCUACAUUCAAUGCUCGUCCUAGUCCAGGUGUUAAAGGUGUCUACGGUGCUGAACAACAAUUUCAACAGCAACCACCUCAAGCACAACCACAGAUGGCUCAGUUACCAUACAAUAGAUUUAUUCAACCUAUGGAAAGAUGUGAUGCUGUGUUAACUGAUCUACUGACUGAACUACAACCUGAUCCAUGGCCUGUACCACAAGGUAAACGUCCACUUCGUUCAGUUGGUACUGCAUUAAGUAUUGUCAUUGGUCUACUGGAAGCCACCUAUCCAAAUACAGGAGCUAGAGUUAUGCUAUUUCUUGGUGGUCCAUGUACUCAAGGUCCAGGUAUGGUUGUAGAUGAUGAUUUGAAGAAUAUUAUACGCUCUCAUCAUGAUAUGGAAAAAGAUAAUUGUAAAUAUAUGCGAAGAGCUAUGAAAGUAGGUGGUCAUGUAUCCGAGUUUAUUAAUUAUCACUUUAAAUGGUUGGUGUCGAUUCCUCCUUCAGAUAAGAAUGAUGUUAAUACAAACAGAUUCAUAUCAUCACUUAGUUCACCACUUAGUAAAUAG